This is a messenger RNA of Cheilinus undulatus (humphead wrasse), 8019 nucleotides long. It is a transcript of the gene ano7, whose product is annotated as anoctamin 7. Gene Ontology annotation, molecular function: chloride channel activity; protein dimerization activity. Lineage: Eukaryota; Metazoa; Chordata; Actinopteri; Labriformes; Labridae. Gene Ontology annotation, biological process: calcium activated phospholipid scrambling; chloride transmembrane transport. The record is from RefSeq and is a predicted model, not a curated record. The coding region runs from base 227 to 2893 and encodes 888 amino acids. The transcript is spliced from 24 exons. Gene Ontology annotation, cellular component: plasma membrane.
ACUUGGCAGCCAUUCCUCAGAGUCUGGGUCGGAAGUCCGUCUCUGAAGUGUCGUCACUGUAUCCAUCCAGCUGGCGAGCGGCUGCCUUAUUUCUCCGACACACAGGGGAGACCUCCAGCAUUCUUUAGCCUCUUGGCCGGCCUAGGCAGAUUAAUGAACGCACUGAUCCCUGGAUUCGCUGUCAUUAAAUUCAGUGUCGGUUUCAGCGAGAGGAAGAGGAGGGAAGAUGAGGAGGAGAGGGGAGCAGAAGGAGGACAGCGCCACGCUGAUCACCAUGGACACCAAGUCGGAGGAAAACUAUGGCAGCAUCACCAUGCCUCCAGCACAGCCCCAGGACAGAAAUGUGUUCAGUGACGGAGUGAGUCGAGUCGACUUCGUGUUGGUGUGGGAGGAGCCUCGGUUUCCACAGGAUGAGGAGGAUUCAGAUGAUAGCCAGGACCAGAAGAAGAAGAGGGAGAAGUUUCUAUCCAAAGUGAAAAAGUCUGGGGUUCAUUCAGAGCAGAGGGAAGUCCUUCAGACAAAGACCAGGAUCUGCUAUGUCCUCCUCAGUGCUCCAUGGAGCGUCCUGUGUUACUACGCCGAGGAGAUAAGUCUGAGAGCACCUCUGCAGGUGGUCAAUGCUCCAAUCGUUAACUGGUCUGAACAGGUUUUAUCCCAGCUGGGCCUGAGCAGUCCUCUGUCUCUGGAUGUCCCCAACCCCCCACCAGACUACUACACAUGUCAGUUCAGGACCAACAAGCUGGAGAGGUUUCUGGGCAGCGAGGACCGCGAGAACUUCUUCAAGAUGACUCAGAGACACCAGGUGCUGUAUGAAAUCUUGGCCAGGACUCCAUAUGGUUCAGUGAAAAACGGCGAGGUGGGAAUUGACCGUCUGCUGAGCGAGCAGGUCUUCACCGCUGCAUAUCCGCUCCAUGAGGGGGAUUUCCAGCCACCGACCCCCCCAGUGCCCCCUGAGUCCUUGAGUCUGAGACAGACCCUGUACACGUACUGGGCCAAAUGGGCCUGCUGGAGGCGCUACCAGCCUCUGGAUCACAUCAGGGAGUACUUUGGAGAGAAGAUAGCGCUCUACUUUGCCUGGCUCGGUUUCUACACCGGCUGGUUGGUGCCAGCGUCCGUCGUGGGAACGGUCAUCUUCUUCGUCGGCUUCUGGCUCAUGGCCACUGAUGUUCCAGCGAGGGAGGUGUGUGACAAAGGAAACAACUUUCUCAUGUGUCCUCUCUGUAACAUCUGCUCCUACUGGAACUACUCCAGCAUCUGUGUCACCUAUAAGGCAGGUCUGUUUUUUGAUAAUGGAGGAACAGUGUUUCUCAGCGUCUUCAUGGCGCUGUGGGCUGUCACCUUCCUCGAGUACUGGAAGAGAACGUGCUCAUCCCUGUCUCACCGCUGGGACUGUUCCGAGUUCGAGGACAUUGAGGAACGACCUCGUCCAGAGUUCACAGCCAUGGCACCGAUGACCAUGAGGAACCCGGUGACUGGAGCGGAGGAACCGUACUUUCCUGAGAACAAGCGAUUCAACAGAACUCUGACGGGCUGCAUGGUCAUCCUCAUCAUGAUUAUUGUGGUGCUGAUGUUUCUUAUCGCCAUCAUUCUGUACCGCAGCAUCCUCAGAAUCAUCAUCUACAGGUCCGGCAACAAAUUCGCCAGUUUGUCUGCUGCCAGGAUAGCCAGUAUUUCAGGAUCCGUGCUGAACCUGUUGGUCAUCCUCAUGCUGUCCAGAGUUUACACUUCACUGGCCCACAUCCUCACCCGCUGGGAGAUGCAUCGCACCCAGACUAAAUAUGAAGACAUGUUCAUCCUCAAAGUGUUCAUCUUCCAGUUCGUCAACUUCUACUCAUCUCCAGUGUACAUCGCAUUCUUCAAAGGCAGGUUCAUCGGUUACCCCGGACAUUACAACACGCUGUUCGGAGUCCGCAAUGAAGACUGUGGAGCUGGUGGGUGUCUGAUUGAGCUGGCUCAGGAGCUGCUCGUCAUCAUGGUGGGAAAACAGCUGAUCAACAACGUCCAGGAGUUCAUCUGCCCGAAGGUGAGGUCAUGGUGGCAGAAGAGGAAGAUCAGUCCUCUGCAGAAAGAGGAGAAGAAGGAGGACGGGGAGGAGAUGAAGAGUGAGGUGGAGGUUUCUCCAUGGGAGGCUGACUACCAGCUGCUGGUCUGUGAGGGGCUCUUCAGUGAAUACUUGGAGAUGGUGCUCCAGUUUGGCUUCAUCACCAUCUUUGUGGCAGCGUGUCCUCUCGCUCCACUCUUCGCUCUCAUCAAUAACUGGGUGGAGAUUCGAUUGGACGCUCAGAAGUUUGUGACUGAAUAUCGCCGCCCGGUGGCAGAGAGAGCUCAGGACAUAGGCAUCUGGUUUACCAUCCUGGAGUUCAUCUCACACGUCGCUGUUCUAAGCAAUGCAUUUCUCAUUGCCUUCACCUCGUCCUUUGUUCCUCGCCUGUACUACCGCUACACCAGAGACAGCACAAUGAGCGGCUACAUCAACUUUACAUUGGCAACGUCACCUCAGAACUUCAGCCAGCAUCACAUGGCCUGCAGGUAUCGGGGAUUCAGGGAUGAAAACGGAGAAUACCUCCCUGAGUACUAUCACCUCCUCGCCAUCAGACUCACCUUUGUCAUCGUGUUCGAGCAUGUGGUCUUCUUCGUCGGCCGUCUGAUCGAUCUGAUGGUCCCUGACAUCCCCGAGGAAGUAGAGAUGAAGAUAAAGAGGGAGCACUACAUGGCUAAGGAGGCACUGGCAGAAAACCAGUCUUUGGGGAAGACCGUGAUUCCUGAUGAGAGGGAUGUUCAGUCCAAGGAUCUGAGACAGCGAGUACACAGAGACUCACCGCCACAGAGCGAAUCCCCUCCCCCAAACCUGGAAGGAAUCCCAGAAGAACCCACCACAUCGGGGGGCAGCUAGAAGAGAUCACUGCUGUCCUCUAAGAGCCUCAACACCCACACCUUCUGGACUGAGCCUAUCCAAGAUCAAGGACUACAAUCAACACAGGCCCUGCAAGAACUUGGCAAGACAAACAAGAUCUAGAUCUUCAAGACUACCACUGGACUUAUGGGGACUACAGCACUUCUGAUAGAUACCAGGGGGCUCUGCAAGGCCUCCACCAUAAAUACAAGACCCAUUAACCAAUCCAGCAGCCAAGAUCUCUGCUGCAUUUGUUAGAGAUCUGCAAGGACUCCACUAAACAUCCACGCCCAGCUUACGUUUACUAGAUCUCGUGUUGAGCCCUCCAUGAGGGGUCUGCAAGAGCAACCGCAUGCCAACAAGUUCUACGAGGCUUUCUUACCCCACAAAAAUACUAAUAAUAAAGAUACAUGCAGGACCUCAACAACAACAAGGUCUUCAAGGGACUCUGCCAGGUCUUUAAGAGAUCUUUGAAGAUGUGUUUAAUCUCUACAAAAUCAUUGAAAGAGGCCCAUAAGAUCUUUAUAAUGUCCAUGACUCCUCUUCAACAGCUUUAAGGCUAAAAAUCUCUACCUGAAUCAGACAUGUCUGACAAGACCUUACUUACUUUGGCCUGACACCCCUACUGGGGUAUAGGCCGUCGACAAGGGACCUCCAGAGUACUCGGUCACUGGCAUUCUUCUCUCUCUGUGACCAGGUGUAUCUCAGUCUUUUGGUGUCAGACUGGAGAUCCUGCUGCCAGGUGUUGUUUGGUCGGCCUUUUUUCCUCUUCCCUUGGGGGUUCCAAGUCAGAGCCUGUCUGGAGGUUUCAGACACAAGUUCUCGUAGUGUGCCCAAUCCAUCCCCAUCUUCACCGUCCAAUUUCAUCUGGUGCUGGACCUCACAUUCCAUGUUCCAAUGUUGAUGUUGUUCCUGGCUGAGAGAAGGGUGAUCGGUCUUGAGGCUUCCAGGGGUCCUGGCUUUCACCACAUGAUGUCAUUCCUCUUUGGACUGUAGAACCUUUCUCUCCCAGGACAAAGUUCUCUUUUGGUUUCUGUAUUGGCGUUUCUAUAACUGUUAGAUGUUUUACGGGUGGAGUUGUUAGCCCCACGCCCAACCCCCAACCUGGGGGACCAGGUGCUGCUUUCCGGCUUUUACUCUAGAAACCUGCUCGGCUUGGUUGAACCCUUUGAGGGUAUAAACCCCCUCUGGUAUAGCCUUCAGGGUCACAGAGGAAGGCAAGGUAGCAACACUAGGGGAGUCUGACUAGAUCUACAACUACCUUUGUUUCCCAUCUCCAAAGGAAGACCAAUGGAAGACAAUCAAGAACUCUUUCAGAACUCUGCAAGAUCAGCAAAAGGUCUUCAAGACUCACUAGGCACCAAAACACCUAUAAAGGAUUUACAAUAGUUUCUUCAGACCUUUACAUAUUCUAGAAGAUGUUUGCAUAAUCUUGACAAGUUCUUUAAUACCAAGAUCUCCAAGGAACUCUGCCACCCCUUUGAGAGAUCCACAAAACAGUGAUGUUAAACCUUUACAUGGUGAUGUUCAGGAUGUCUGGAAGUUCUCCUCUAAAGCUGCAAGACCUCUGCAAGAUCAGUAACAGCUCUGACUCCUCUUGUUUCCCACACCUUCAGAUUUUCUUUUGGGCCCUAAUAUGUCUCUCAAGACCUUUAUGAGACAUCUAGAAGAUCAGAUCAACCAUGUAUCUCCUAGAUGUGUGAGAUUAGGCCUGUGAAGGACCUACAAAAGUUGGCUCUCCAAGGAUCACCACAAUGUAUACAACUUGAAGAUUCAAGGAACUCUGCCAGGCCCUUAAGAGAACCUCAGAUUGAUGUUUUUGAUCUCUCAAAAUCACUACAACAGAUCCAUAAGAGCUUCAAAAUGUCUGGGAGUCAUCAACCGAAGCUGCAAGACUUCCACUAGGUUAGCACAAGAUAAGUAGUAUAGCUCCAUAUGGACUCUGGCAAGUAUGAAAGAUCUACAAUUGCCCUUGGUUUUUCCACUUUCAGGCAUUGUACUAGGUCCUUGCAUGUCCCCACAGAACUUUUUAAGAAAUAUGCAAGAUCAACCACAUUUCUAUAGAGUUGGAAUUAGACCAGUUAAGGGCCUACAGACAAUGGAUCUCCAAAGAUCUCAACAAAUUAUAUAAUGCCAAGAUUCAAGGACCUCUGAAGGAACAGAUCCUCAGAUCUGUGCUUAACUUCUGCAAGAUCACUGCAAGAGAUCCAUAAGAUCUUCACGACGUCCGGAGGCUGAGAGGUCUGAAGCCCCCUGCAAGAUUUGUAAAGGUUUUAAAAGUGCAACUCGUCUCGUUUACCAGAUCUCAGCUCUGUGUUGAUCCCAACAGGAACCUUUUGAGAGAAUCACAAUAUGCCUUUAAGAUAUAAAGAACAUUAAUUAGACCGCUACGAGAUCUACAGGGAUUCAUCUAAAUCUACAAGUUCAGGAAAAUGUUGGCAGGGUCUGAACAAGUCCUGAUGAUGAGCUGGCACAAGUGUUUCAAGGUCAAACCUUCACAUGCACUACAAAUGGGAAUCAAGACCCCCUACUCCUGUGGUUCUUCAGAUCUAUGACUUGUAUUGAGUCUGAGCAUUCCCCUUAAAAAAUGAUGUGAAGUCUUUAAGAUCACACAAAUGAAUCUGAGAUCUACAAGGCCUUCACUACACCUGAAUAUUAUCUACCAGACCUGAAAUAUCCAAACUAGCAUUCGCAGGAUUUCCACACGUUCUUCAGCACCAAGAUCUCCAAAAUAUCGUGCUUUAAGUUCCAUUAGGGCUCCACACCUAGUGGGUGUAAUGGCCUUGAUAUUUGUUUGUUCUGGUGAUGGUUUAGAAAGGCGGGGUUAGUGGGAGAUGACAGUGAGCAGACUGUUCGGUGUCAGUAGAAUAUUCUCCAUGGUCUAUCACUUCCCUCACUAAUGGAGGAGGACUUUCCUCUUGUUUUCAUGAGCAGAGGUAGUUUCAGCUGUUCAGUAAAGUAGCGUUACAUUACCUGAUGUUAUUGAUGAUAUUACCACUCCAUGUUACUGGUGGUGUAUUACCCAGGCUGGAAGCGUUAGUUUACACGUUUAGUUUGCACACUUUCUUCACUCUUUGUCAAUUAACAUCAGUUAAUCAUCAGCUGCUUGUCUGUGAAGAUCCUGUUCAAGAGGCGGGUUAAAAAUGCUUUUGGUCACACCAAAUGAAAUCACCAAUCCUGUGGCAGUAUUGAGGUUAGUCAGGAUGUUAUACUGUUCUAAUUCAGCUUACAUUUCUGUGGUAGCCAACACAACGGCACAGCUUAAAAUGGAACUGAACUCAUUUACAAGAAGGGUUAAGAACAGACUUUCCACCAGAACCUGAGAUCAAACUUAGCUUAGUUGGUGCAACAGACUGCUGAUAUGUUUACUAUAUUCUAUGUGAGAGUCAUUGACUUUAUUGAUGGGUGUUUCACAUAUUUCUUUGGUUGGAGUACGAUAAUCGUUGGACAAAAGAUCAGAGGCACAUUAAAUGUUAGUCUGGGUAGCUUUACUUAUUUCAUCUUCUUGUUUUGAUCCAAAAAUUUGAAUCAGAUUGAAUCAGGAACGUUUGAGCUCCAAAGUCCGGUUUGUUUGGCCGUUUAGAGCUCGGCACCAUGCUCAGGAAUGGUACAGACCCUCAGUCCUGUCCUGGAUGGAAGACUUCAGCAUGUUGCAAUUACUCAUGAGCUUCCACCAGCAUGUGGCUGUGUAAUUGAUAUAAUUGUCCCUUUUGAUAAUCUUUUUAACUAUGGCAGAUUUUUGGAGACCGUAUGUGACCAAAACAAGUCAAAAUAAGCCACAAAGUGAGUAAAGUUACCGCCAUGUUGUCUCCAUUGUGCUCACUCUGAGAAACUGUUCAUCUUGUAAACUGUGUGCCAUGUUAUGGCAUGAUGACUUAUCCGUGCUGAGGCCUGGUUUGGUUUGGAGUAAUGUGAGAGUGGGCCAGCAGGGGGACAAGCGUGCUUCAGCAUGGUGCAGAGCAACUGGGCCUUGUGUGGGUGCAUCCUAAGGCUGCUUUCACAUCAUAGACUUGGGCCUGGAUCUCAGUACACUGAGUACUCAAAGUUAAGGUUAUUUGACACAAGGCGGGCCACAGCCUCUUUCUAGAGGUGGUCUUGGGACUGAUUUCUGUGUACCCCAGCACCGUCUGCAUGAAAUGUGAAUGCAGCUAUUCCCAAGAGGAUCAAGAUAAGAUUUUCCUUUUUUAGGCCCCCUGACUGAGAUCUGGCUGCAGACCUCUAUGGUGGGACGUUUUGGGCUCAUCCGCUGCAGACCUCCGCUAUGGGGCAGGAAGUGACGUACAUUACCCAAGCUGGGAGCAGAAUGGCGUCCUGAAUGACCUAUAUUUUCCACUUGCUGUUAGAGGUUACAGUAAGUGACUUUUUUCACAACAUCGGAAUUUUCUGAAUUAAAAUCUGAAAAUAUACUGAGGCAGAUCAAUUUUAAUUGAACACAUCACAAACUAAGAAAACCCCAAAAAGGGCUAGGCUUAGGCAACUGAACCUUAAAGGUAAGGGUUAGGGGGAUGAAACCAAACCACAAACUAAGGAAAAGCCCAUCACUUCCUGCCCAGAGGUCGAGGUCGCCCCACCAUUGAGGUCUGCAGCAGAUGCCUCCCACUAUUCCUGAGUACAGUGCUCUCGUCAGCGAGUACAGCUGUAAAGUCAAACGUAAACAUCUCCUGUCUUCAAAAACCACUGAGUUUCAUCCUCUGAGCUGCACAGUCGGCGUAGGAGAGGGUCUUGGUGUCUUAAAGAUGAUUAAAAACAUCCAUAGUAGCAGGAUGGACUCCACUGUCCACACAGUGGUCGCCAUUAUUGUUUCUUCUUCUUUCUUCUUCUUGGUGAAUUUAAAGCCAAACACAAGCCACGACCUAUUGCACCUGAAUUGAAAAGAGCCUUAGUCCCUAAUGGAUAACGGCUCUUAGACUGAUUUUAGGCAGAUUCAUUAUUUUUAUGGUCUUUUCUGUCCUUAAGGUAAAUCCCAUAGACUAGAGAGGAGAAUAUAGCAUUGACUAUAUUUAUAUAUAUUUUUUAUAGAUUUGUAGUUGUAUUUAUUCCAACAGAGAUGUAGUUAAUAUGUCUUUGAUGGCUAAAAGGUCAAUGUUUUCUGUAGAAGGCUUUAAAUGAGAUGUAAAUAAAUGUCU